Molecule: messenger RNA, 425 nt
Organism: Prorocentrum cordatum
Lineage: Eukaryota; Dinophyceae; Prorocentrales; Prorocentraceae
Source: the annotation of a GenBank genome assembly
GCGAGAACAAGUGCAAGGACCACGGCAUCCUGCAGGGCAGAGUUGGAUCUAUUCACCGCACAGCACUCUCAGCAGUAUAUCCUUGGCUGUUCUGUUUGGCCCUACUCAUGGACGUUGCUACACAUCUCGGCAACGACACGGCGCAGCAUAACAUCGGCUCGAACGUACAGCACCUCGGCAGAAGCCAGUCUCACUUCGUUGGCUGGACGUGCGAACGGUGUAAGCACGGAGCUAAGAAGAUCGGUCCCGAUGGCCAACAGGCCCAGUACUUGCUGAGCCGCCAGCUCCAGCGCCUGAACCAGACGGUGCAGGUGACGAUCAACCAAUAUUACCAGACGAUGCAGAUGAUGAUGCAGACACUGGGGAUCCUCCUCCCGUACCUCCUCCUGUACCUCAAGGAUCACGACCUCCUAGGAAAGCCUUAA